This is a messenger RNA of Astyanax mexicanus (Mexican tetra), 4372 nucleotides long. It is a transcript of the gene msl2b, whose product is annotated as MSL complex subunit 2b. NCBI's taxonomy places the organism in Eukaryota, Metazoa, Chordata, Actinopteri, Characiformes, Acestrorhamphidae. The transcript has 2 exons. The record is from RefSeq and is a predicted model, not a curated record. Gene Ontology annotation, cellular component: MSL complex. Gene Ontology annotation, molecular function: ubiquitin protein ligase activity. Bases 1762 to 3588 code for a protein of 608 amino acids.
ACUGCUAAUGCAGAGAGGAAAAGGGAGGGGAGAAGAAGCGCUACAGCCCCAGCAGCCUUUUGAAACACAAAUACAGCAGCGCACAUUUCACACAUUUCCCCCGCUCGAACCCGGAGCCCGAGCGCUGGAGAUCGCCCGCAGUCGCGUCCUAACCGGCUCGGUGCUUCAGGUGCGGCCCGGAGAGGCGGCGGGGCGGCAGGAUACAUCCUGAAGGGGAGAGAAGCGGCCUGUUUUGUUCCUGAUAUCCCGGAGCCGAGUCUCACGCUCUGUGUGUGUGUUACUGACUGACUGGCGGCCGGUGGGGUAGCUGGCUAACGCUAACGAUAGCUAAGUAACUAGCUGGGUUAGCUUAGCUAGCUUCUCGCCCAGUGUUUUCAUGGUUUGGAGUAGUUUCUGGUCGCUGGGUGCUUGUAUUUCACCGCUGACCUACCUAGUGAGUGAGCUACCGACUGGGCGAAGAAACGAGCGAGCGGAGGGACGGGAGCUGCUAACGGGAGAGAAAGUCGUAGGAAAAGCGGGCCUGUUUUGUUUUUGCAGAGCGGGGACGGCACCGCCAUGAAAAGCAGAGGGGGACAAUAACACAAACACAAAGCGCCACGACCUCUUUUUUUCGCCUGCUCUCUGCUUUCAGGACAAUUAACUAACAAGCUAGCUCGUCGUGGAGGAAGGAAAGAAGGUGCUGUGUGCUGUGGGGAGGAAAGCGGCGCAGCAGCACCACCACGACUACGACCGACGACGACGGUUAGCUGUGGAGCUCACGACGACAGCUCUGCUCUGACUAGCUGGCUCUAACUACUGCUGGAGAGAUUUGAAUUCAGGAGGAGCUCAGAGAGUUAGCUUGCUAGCUGUUCAUUCUGCCCACUGGAUGCCAGCUAAAGCUAGCUAGCCUGAAGCUAGCUAAGCUAACUAACAUUAGCGCUGCGACUCCUCGGAGAAGAGCGCCACCACUGACUACUGUUAUUGUUGUUGAAUUUGAAAUAGGAGGAGGAAAGAAAAAAAAGAGAGCGAGAGAAGCUGAUAUAGCCAGCUAACAUAAGCUAACUAGCUAGCUUUAGCUAUAUUCUCCCCCUCCCUCCUCCUUCUUAUUAUUCUUCUCCACCACCCCUUCUUUAAGUAGAAGAAAAAGAAGAAACGGGAUCAGGUCCCCUUGACACUAGAGACUUUUCAUCUUUCCUAUUUUUUCUCUUUUUUUAAGAGGGACGAUUCACGGAUUUACCGCGAGCUCAUGAUGAUUAUUCGGGCUUGUUUCCUGUCCCGGAUGAGAGAGAAGGCCGUUAAAAAUGGAGCGGUUGUUAUUGUGCUGCUGCUGAACGUGGAAAUGUGGAAAGACAUGUCCAGCGUUGGCGUGUGCUGCUGAUCAGCUGUGAGCGGAUAUUAAGGCUUGAACGGGUUAACGACGCGCACGGACGUGGAUUUGUAUGUGUAUGGACACACUCCGCGCCCGGAUUGCUGGAGACUGUGCGUGUGGGGAGCCUGCUUGCAUGGUUGGACGUGGACCCUUGAACGUUAGCCUUGGCUGAAGCGUUAGUUGGCUAACUAGCUAACCUAGCUGAUCUGACUAGGCAACACUGUCUUUGGAGAGAGAGCGUUAGCCGGCGGGACCUGCUGCGUGAUCCCCCCUCUUUCUUUUUCUUUCUCUCUCUGUCUCCCUGCUCUCUCUCGCUGCUUCUCUCCCCUCUCUCCCUGUCUUUCUCCCCCCAUCUUUCUCUCUGUUGUUUUUCUCCCCGUGCUGCCUCUGUCGAGCCCUGAGACUUGCUGAGGAUGAACCCGGUGAAUGCGACCGCUCUCUACGUGUCCGCUUGCCGUUCGGUGCUGCAGUGCGAUCCCCGGGACCCCCAGGCUUUGGCCGAGCUCUAUAAGCUACUACCGUUCUUCAGGCAGUCUCUCGCCUGCCUAGUGUGCGGGAAUUUGCUCCAAGAUCCGAUUGCACCGACCAACUCAUCAUGCCAGCACUAUGUCUGCAAAGCGUGUAAAGGCAAAAAGAUGAUGAUGAAGCCGUCUUGCAGCUGGUGUAAGGACUAUGACCAGUUUGAGGAGAAUAAGCAGCUAUGCAUUUUAGUAGAUUGCUACAGGAAGCUCUGUGAGUACAUUGCAGAGUCUCCCCUUGCCUCACACAUUUCAAGUGCUGCUGGGGGAUCCCCAGACAUUUUGUCCCUGGUAAAUGAGGGCCUUUCUUUGGACAGUAGUAAGCAGGGGGAGGACUCUCUGUCACUGAACUUAACGCACCACUCACCUCCUCCCUCGACUUCAGAGACUUCUCCUGAGGAGGACCAGUCGCCCCAAUCGUCAGAGGUCAAGGAACAGCCCCUGAGUCCGUUAGGGGUGAAUGGCCUUCAGGACUGUAAUGGGUUAAGUAAUGUGGACGAGUUAACAUCCAGCUUGCCUUCGCCUCCUGCUAAUGUUCCUGUGACAGUAGAAGUGGAGGGUGAGGCAGUAAAACAAGAAAACUUUACUGAUGAAAUUCCUGUAUGUGAAGCUGUGGCAACAGCUGGGGAUGAGCUUUGUGCCAGCAGCAUGGACAUAUGCGGUUUCGGAGAGGACAUAAAGCACGAUGGGGGUACUCUUUUGUUGAGCGUGGAGGAAGUGCUCAGGACUCUGGAGCCAGACCACGUUCCUCAGGAUGAGUGCCCCGCUAUUCUACAGUCAAGCCUGGAGGCUUCAGGGAACAUAAAUGGACCUUUUGGCUGUUCCACCAACUCUGCUGACUCUUCUCGGCAGAUUUCUUCCCUUCCCCUCGACUCUGCAGGGGUCUUAGCGCCCCAACAUCCAACCUCCCAGCAGAACCCUCUGCCCUCGUCUGGAAUAUCCUGUUCUGCUGUUACUCCCAGAGUGCCACGGUCUAGCCGUAAACGCUCCCGCUCUGAGAGCGACAGUGAAAAAAUUCAGCCUCUCCCCAUAUCCACCAUUAUCAGAGGGCCCACACUUGGUGCAUCUGUGCCUGUUCCUGUCAAGUGUGAACCUAAAGCUCCAGCACAGGCUGCACCCCACAUGGCGGCUGUCCCCAAUGGUGGGGGGUUGUCAAAAGUGGGAAAGGCCUUGUUGGUGCCCAAUAAAAGUGUCAAAAAGCCCCUUGACCAGCAUGGACCUAAAAAGGUGUACACAAAGGCAAAACAGAGUGCUCCCAAAUCGAAAGAUAAGACAAAAGAACGGAUUUCGACCAAUCCCCUUGUGCCAGGGAGCCCAACAAAAGUGGUGUACAAAAAGCCGCAGGAGAAAAAGGGCUGCAAGUGCGGCAGGGCCACCCAAAACCCAAGUGUUCUUACGUGCCGGGGCCAGCGAUGCCCAUGCUACUCCAACCGCAAAGCCUGUCUGGACUGCAUAUGCAGAGGCUGCCAGAACUCCUACAUGGCCAAUGGUGAGAAGAAACUGGAGGCGUUUGCUGUGCCAGAGAAAGCACUAGAGCAGACCAGGCUAACUCUGGGCAUCAAUGUCACCAGCAUAGCAGUGCGGAACGCAGGCGGUAGUGGGGCUGGAGGGGUACUGAAUGUCACCUCUACGUCCGGCCCACCUGUAACCUCGUUUUUAGCAACCGGACCUCACGAGGACAAGGGGUUUGAUGAGACUUUGGACAUGAGGUUUGACUGUUGAGCCCCGCACAAUGCUCUUACCAUCGCACCCCCUUAUUCCACCCUGGCUUGCUCUCGGCAAGGUGCCGCUGAGACCUGAGGGGAGCCAGUGGAGUCAACAAAAUAAGGCAGCUACUGUGAUUCUGUUCCAGUUCAUGUUAUCAAUUGAAUUAGUCGUUGCUGAAGCUUGUGCCUAUAAAUCACUUGUAACAUUCUUUUUUUCGUUGUCUUAUUCACUAAUGUGAAUUAGAAAAGAGUCUUGUUACUGUAAUUUGAGAGAAUUCCAUUGGCAGAUUUUUUUUGUUUGUUUCUCUACAAGUGAUCUAUAUGGCAUGACCUUUGGCAAGAAAUGCUUGACCUCGUUGUUGUGGGUCAUGUUAUGUGCAUACGUGGAUGACUUUAAGUUAGUAGGCUAGAUGAUGAGACCUGUUCAAUGAAAUGGUACCUGCUAUGUCAGUAGAGACUGGUUGUAUUUAUAAACAUUUUUUGUACACAGACUUAUGGAAUUCAAUUUCAAAGUACAUUUUAUGAUAUAUUUUUUAAGUUACAUUAACAACAUUUGCAGUAUUUAUUGGGCAUCACUUAACAUAGAUUGCGGUCCAUCUAUGGCUUCAUCAGGAUACCAUUUCUUCAGAUGCAAGUCACUGAGAUGCAGUAUGUUCAGUUUCUGUCUAAAUUAUGUUGCAGUCCUGUUUGUGCUAGUUUAUGCUCUCAAUCUUUUUUUUUUUCCUUUGGGGCAUUUAAAUACCUGUAAUAUAAAUGUAACAUAUUUCCACAUAAAAAGAAAAAAACAAAACUGACUUCUG